Messenger RNA from Gossypium arboreum, 1052 nucleotides. RefSeq names its product cyclin-dependent protein kinase inhibitor SMR3-like. Bases 283 to 744 code for a protein of 153 amino acids. NCBI's taxonomy places the organism in Eukaryota, Viridiplantae, Streptophyta, Magnoliopsida, Malvales, Malvaceae. Gene Ontology annotation, biological process: regulation of DNA endoreduplication. The record is from RefSeq and is a predicted model, not a curated record. The transcript is spliced from 2 exons.
CAAAGGUAUAUUAUAAUUACUGUUAUUAUUAUGGUUGUGAAAGAUAUACUUGAGAGAGAAAGAGAAAAAAGUAAAUGGUUGGUGGUGAAUGUGGAGGCUUUCAAAGCCAGGCGAAGGAUCCAAUGCACAAAAAGUACUAAAAACUCUCCCUUUAUAAUCCUCUUCCUCUCUCUCUCUCUCUCUCUCGCUCGCUCGCUGGGUUAAAACUGUUUCGUCCUAUUUUCUCUCUUACUCAACUGUAGAAACAAAGUCUGGAAUUGUACAACUCCACCAGGGGGAAGGAUGGUUUCCCUUGUCGGUAUCUCGAGUUCAGAGACGGCCGUAGUCAAAGGUGGUGAAGAAGGAAUGGAAUUCGACAUUCUGAAACGACCCCUACCGGUGAAGUGCCAAACUACAACCUCUUCUUCUUUUUCACCCGGUAAACAACAAGAAGAAGAAGGAGAAAUCAACGUUAGAGCAGCUGGUGAGGGGAAGGAAGAGAAGAAAGAAAAGAAUUCCAAGGAAAUAGAUGAUGAUGAUGAUGAUGGGUUUAAAACUCCAACAUCUACGGAUUCCAAAAUCCCAGCUGAGCAGAAACAAUGCCCGCCUGCACCUAGAAAACCCAAGCCAAAUAAAAGAAAAGCAUCAUCGCCUACCAAUGGUUCAACCGCAGUCAGGAAUCCGCUACUGCUGGAUCUUUCGGAAGAGCUCGAGUCCUUGAGUCACAAGGUCAAGAAAAAAACUCGAACACAAGAGCAGCAAUGAUUUUUAUUCAUUGUUAGCGGUAUUAAGUACACACCCAUCAAACAUUAAUAACUUAAUUCUUUAUUUGUAUUUAUGGGAGUUCAUUGUUUUUGCUGACGGUGAAGAUCAUGAUGAUAUUGAAGCUUAUGAUAUAAUGUUGGUGUAAAGUUAAAAAAUAUGGAAAAAGAUGAAAUUGUAAGAAAGUAGAGAUACUAAGAAAAAGAGAUGGAUAUAUAUAUAGAGAGAGAGGACUUGCAAACUUUAUCUGGCAGCUUGUUUUCUACUCAAGGUGUCAUAUGCUUCUUUUUAGAGAAGAAUUUGUUCCUGCA